AUGCUUCUUCUAGGAUGGUUUAAUACUGGUAACAUGACUUAUGCACGACGUAUUCACACAGCAUCUGUAUUAUCAAAUGGAAAAGUAUUAGUUACUGGUGGAGUUGAUGGUAGCCAUACUUUAAAUAGUGCUGAGUUGUAUGAUCCAACAACAGGAAAUUGGACAACUACUGGUAAUUUGACUGAUGCACGAAGAGUUCAUACAGCAUCUGUAUUAAACAACGGAAAAGUAUUAGUUAGUGGUGGUGGUGAUAAGAAUGGAAAUGGUGCUGAGUUGUAUGAUCCAAUAACAGAAAAGUGGACGCCUACUGGUAAUAUGACUGAUGCACGAAAUGGUCACACCGCAUCUGUAUUAAAUGAUGGAAGAGUAUUAGUUAGUGGUGGACCCUGUUCUGAAAGUGCUGAGUUGUAUAAUCCAUUAACAGGUAAUUGGACGCCAACUGUUAGUAUGAAUAAUGAUCGACAGUAUCACACCGCAUCUGUAUUAAACAACGGAAAAGUAUUAGUUAGUGGUGGAAGCGGAUGUGCAAGUAAUUUUGGGUUGUAUAGUGCUGAGUUGUAUGAUCCAACAACAGGAAAUUGGACAACUACUGGUAAUAUGACUGAUGAUCGAUAUGAGCACACAGCAUCUGUAUUAUCAAAUGGAAAAGUAUUAGUUACUGGUGGAUCUAAUGGUUUUAGUAUUUUAAAUAGUGCUGAGUUGUAUGAUCCAACAACAGGAAAUUGGGCACCUGCUGGUGAUAUGACUGAUGCACGAUUUGGGCACACAGCAUCUGUAUUAAAUGAUGGAAGAAUAUUAGUUAGUGGUGGACAGAAUAAUCGUGGUUAUCUAAAUAGUGCUGAAUUAUAUGAUCCAUCAACAGGAAAUUGGACAACUAUUGGUAAUAUGACUGAUGCACGAUAUCAGCACACAGCAUCUGUAUUAAACAACGGAAAAGUAUUAGUUAGUGGUGGAUAUUAUUAUAGUUCGGGUUUGAAUGGGCUUUUGGGCUAUGUUUAUUUGAAUAGUGCUGAGUUAUAUUAG
Adineta ricciae is the source of this 1023-nucleotide messenger RNA. NCBI's taxonomy places the organism in Eukaryota, Metazoa, Rotifera, Eurotatoria, Adinetida, Adinetidae. The record is from the annotation of a GenBank genome assembly.